GCGGCGCGGCCGCUGCCGGCUGCGGCCGAGCCCAAACGCACCAAAACACACAGGGACUUCCUCCUCGAAGAGAUGGCCUGGCUCGCCAAGGAGUUCCAGAAAGAGCGGAGCUGGAAGAUGAAGCAGGCAAAGAAGUACGUGCGCGCUGUGGUGCGCUCCAAUAUGGACGUGGAGUCGCGCGCGGUCGUGCGCCAGAGGGAGGCCGAGCUCGCAAUCCGCCGCCGGGCUGCAUGGAUCGGCAAAGAAGUCAUGCAGUUCUGGAAGAAGGCGGAGCGGGUGGUGGCGUACAAACAGCAGAGCGUGGUUGACGCGCGCAAGAAGGAGGCCAUGGACAAGCACCUCUCCUUCCUGGUCGGCCAGACCCAGAAGUACUCCAGCCUCCUCGCCCAGCGCCUGGCAGCCAACGACCAAGACCUCCCCGCCCUGCUCUCGCCGCCACCCAUUCUGUUCCAACAUGGACUGCCGCAGACAGUGCAAACCUUUUCGAGAACAUCUUUCAGCACUAUUGCUCAGCGCGGUGUGUUUGCGUUUGUCGCGCAGGUACCGUUCCUGCUGAAGGGAUCACUGAGGGAGUACCAGCACGUGGGGCUGGAGUGGCUGAUCACCAUCUACACGCGUCGCCUGAACGGCAUCCUGGCCGACGAGAUGGGCCUCGGCAAAACCAUCAUGACCAUCUCCCUGCUCGCCCACCUUGCCUGCGAAAAGGGCGUGUGGGGCCCGCACCUGAUAGUGGUGCCGACGAGCGUGAUGCUGAACUGGGAAGUGGAGUGCAAGAAGUGGUGCCCCGCCUUCAAGCUGCUCACCUACUACGGCAGCGCCAAGGAGCGCAAGGCCAAGCGCCAGGGCUGGUCCAAGCCCAAUGCCUUCCACAUCUGCAUCACCUCCUACACCCUCGUUCUCCAGGACGCAAAGAUGUUCCGGCGGAAGAAGUGGAAGUACCUGAUCCUGGACGAGGCACACAUGAUAAAGAACUGGAAGAGCCAGCGGUGGCAGACGCUGCUCAACUUCAACUCGCAGCGCCGCCUGCUCAUCACUGGGACGCCCCUGCAGAACGACCUCAUGGAGCUCUGGUCCCUCAUGCACUUCCUCAUGCCACAGGUGUUUGCCAGCCAUGCGCAGUUCAAGGACUGGUUCUCCAACCCGCUGACCGGCAUGGUGGAGGGGCAAGAGGCAGUCAAUAAGGCGCUGGUGGAGCGGCUGCACGGCGUGCUGCGGCCAUUCCUGCUGCGGCGGCUGAAGAGCGAGGUGGAGAAGCAGCUGCCGGGCAAGCACGAGCACGUGGUGCGCUGCCGCCUCUCCAAGCGCCAACGCACGCUGUACGAGGACUACAUGGCCUCCUCCGACACCGCCUCCACCCUCACCUCCGGCAACUUCCUGGGCAUCAUCAACGUCCUCAUGCAGCUGCGCAAGGUGUGCAACCACCCGGACCUGUUCGAGGGGCGGCCCAUCGUCUCGGCAUUUGACAUGGUGGGGGGCCUCAGCGCGCAGCUGCCCUCAGCGACAAGGUGUGGAAAGACCGGGUUGCUGAAGGUGCCGGCAAUAUGUGUGCAGGUGCUGCAGACGCCAAAGCAGCUGAUAGAGGAGCUGAACGCCUCUAAGGCUGAGCAGCGUGGCGACCAGAGCGGCCUCAGCAUAUCUUUUGUGGUGAGUAAUGGCUUUCUGCAUGCAAAAGAUCUCAUUUUUAUGUCCAUGUCAUCAAACAGCAGGUGCGCUGUCGCUCUUAUGCAGAAUUUUGUGUUCUCCUUUGGGCAUGUGACUCUAAACAUAUUUCCAGAUAGGGGGCGCCACCUGGACUUUGCGGAUGCUGUAGCCGAUGCAGUCCAGACGUGCCAGAUGCGCGCAGAGCAGCUGGAUGACGAGUUGAAGACCUUCAUGUUCGUCAUCCCCAGGGCGCGGGCCCCCCCGCCAGAGAUAUGGUGCAGCCGUCCGGACCCGAGCGCAGUCGCAGAGGCGGCCGCGCGCGCGGCGGCGCUGCAGGCGGAAGUCUUUGCGCGAUCAGCGCCCCUGCGCACGGCCAUCGUGCGGCAGCAGCUCUUCUUCCCCGACCGGCGGCUGAUCCAGUUUGAUUGCGGCAAACUGCAGGCACGGCCUCCCAUGCCUGACACUCUGCUGCGGCGGCUGAAAUCUGGCGACCACAGAGCCCUCAUCUUCACCCAGAUGGCGCGCAUGCUUGACAUCCUGGAGGUGUUUCUGAACCUGCACGGCUACAGCUACCUGCGCCUGGACGGCACAACCAAGCCCGAGCAGCGCCAGAUCCUCAUGCAGCGCUUCAACACCAACCCCAAGCUCUUCGUCUUCAUCCUUUCCACGCGCUCCGGCGGCGUCGGCAUGAACCUCACGGGCGCCGACACCGUCAUCUUCUACGACUCUGACUGGAACCCAGCCAUGGACGCCCAGGCACAGCCCCCUCAUCCCCUUACUUGGAAACACUGUCUCGACAGGUGCCACCGCAUCGGGCAGACGCGUGAGGUGCACAUCUACCGACUGGUGAGCGAGCGCACCAUCGAGGAGAACAUUCUGACCAAGAGCGACCAGAAGCGCCAGCUGGACCAUUUAGCCAUCCAGUCCGGCGGCUUCAACACC
This is a messenger RNA of Coccomyxa subellipsoidea C-169, 2583 nucleotides long. RefSeq lists its product as hypothetical. The transcript has 18 exons. The record is from RefSeq and is a predicted model, not a curated record. Gene Ontology annotation, molecular function: histone binding; ATP binding; ATP-dependent chromatin remodeler activity. The annotation marks the transcript as partial. NCBI's taxonomy places the organism in Eukaryota, Viridiplantae, Chlorophyta, Trebouxiophyceae, Coccomyxaceae. Gene Ontology annotation, cellular component: Swr1 complex.